AUGGCGUCACCUAAUGUCAGCACUCCUUCAGCUCCUCCAAGUCAACGAUGUACAACGUACACUACCCCCGACAACCGAACAAGACAAGCAAUCAUCAACGCAUACACUGCCGCAUUGUCUACGAAGCUUCCACGGAACCACUACCCCAUUCGAGUUGUGGCCAACUUAAACGGUCGAUUGAACGGGUUGUCGUCAACAGACAUAUCUGACAUAAUGUCCCUUCCCGACACAAUGCUCGGCAACAUGGCCCCGUUCAUUGAUUUGAUCCCGGGUAAGCCAAUGUUCAACCAAACGACAAAGUUCAAGCUCGUUGAAGACGCUGGAUCGAAGCUGAAGGUGUUGAUACCCAACAGUCCACCCGCAGUUGUGUUUGUUCGAGUGACACGUCCAAAGAACUUUGACGUGCUGCCUCGAGAUGGAUUGCACGACUCUCUGCCAGCUGACGUGUACCCCGUGUUCAAGUUCAAGCCUCAGGGAUCAACUGAGGUUACGUUGACGCCUGGCCCUGGUGGUUCAAAACGAACACUGAAGCUCAACUUGCAGCAGUUGCCGUUUGUCAACGCAAUUGCUUCGACAAUCUACAAGAUCCAAGGCGAGACAAUGGAAUCCCUUGUUGUUGCGGAUUGGAAAGCACGUGGCUCCAAGUUCAACAAGGUUGUCAACACGUGCCAACAAGGAAACAUCGCCAUCUCCCGAUUGACCAAGCGUGAUGGGUUUUCAGCACUGAAGCCGAUCACGAAUGAGCGCAUUCGGUACUUUCAGCCGAGCAGCGACACGAUUGCAGAGAACUUGAGGCUCGAGAAACUGUUUGCGGUCUAUCUGUCCCGCAACGAAAACACUGCCAACCACAGCACCUCCAUCGACGACGCCCUUGAAACGUUGUCGUUGAGUUCUCCGCCUCCUCGAAACAAAGGCAAAGCGAAGCGUCGGGCGCUCCCAGACCUGCCUUGCGUGGAGAGAUUGAGUUACGUUUCGUUGGCCCGGACUCGCGAUUUCAACUUGGAAUCGCUUCUUUCGCUUGAUGCCUGGAUUGGUGAGGACGUGAUCAACGUUUUCAUGGCAAGCCUGGUACAGUUUACGCCAAGAUAUGCCUUUUUGAACAGUCACUUCUUCGAGAGCAUGACGAACGAUCCAAGUCUCGAACAAGCCACCCGAAUCUUAGGAAGGUCAUCCUACGGCGCGCAAACGCAAUGUGUGAUCUUUCCCAUCUUUGUUCCUGGUCACUGGAUGCUUGGUAUUCUCGAUUUUACCCACCAGCGUUACGGCUUCUACGACUCGUUGCACAGCCCCCGUCCGACAGUCCUGACGACCUUGCAACGCUUUGUCGAUACCCUGGAUGGGCGUCAAGGUCAAUUACACGGCAUGGAGAUUCCUGGACCCCAACAACAUAACGGCUACGAUUGCGGAGUCUUCGUUUGUAUUGCUGCAAAGCAAUUCAUUCAGACCUACAGCACUGGCCCUUUUGAGCAUGACGACAUGGCAGUGUGGCGAUUGCACAUCCUCAACUGCAUUGCUCACUUCCUGCCAUUGGCGCCCCGGCCUUAA
Aphanomyces astaci is the source of this 1545-nucleotide messenger RNA. RefSeq lists its product as hypothetical. Lineage: Eukaryota; Oomycota; Saprolegniomycetes; Saprolegniales; Verrucalvaceae. The transcript has 3 exons. Gene Ontology annotation, molecular function: deSUMOylase activity. Gene Ontology annotation, cellular component: nucleus. Gene Ontology annotation, biological process: protein desumoylation. The record is from RefSeq and is a predicted model, not a curated record. The coding region runs from base 1 to 1545 and encodes 514 amino acids.